Molecule: messenger RNA, 1080 nt
Organism: Dioscorea cayenensis subsp. rotundata (Guinea yam)
Lineage: Eukaryota; Viridiplantae; Streptophyta; Magnoliopsida; Dioscoreales; Dioscoreaceae
Exons: 5
Coding region: 1-1080 (359 amino acids)
Source: RefSeq, a predicted model, not a curated record
AUGCAGAGGGAGAAGAAGAUGGGAAGAGAGUGGCAAAAGAGUUCAGGUUGCAUGAGUGGAAUGCUGCAUUUCAUUGACUUUCAUCAGCUUCUCUUCACCAACAGGAGAACAGCAGAGCAACACACUGCUCUAACUAAUCUUCAAGGCUUGGAAGAAGGCCAAUGUGAAGCUCCAUUAGAGAUGAGGAUACAUGCAGUGAGAACUUGGACAGAGAAGAAAAGAGAAAAGAUGGCAUUUUUCUUAGAGGAAGAGAGAAGGAGCUCACAAGUAGAAUCACCAAGGUCUCCAAGCAUUGUAGCACGUCUCAUGGGUUUAGAGUUGGUGCCUGAGAAUAAUCCGCAUGAUCAUUCUCUGAAGAAGAAAAACAAGAACAACGAACAACAUCAUCUUAGGAAACCACUUCAAGUCAAGAACUCCAACACCAUUAACCAUUCCUCUCCUCCUUCCCCACUUCCUCCCAAGCUUAAAUCUAGACUUAAAGCUAGUUCAAGACAUGGAUAUAAUAACGAGAAUGAGAAUGAGAAUGUUGUUAAAGAAGUGAAGAAGCACUGCAAGAAAAACAAAGAAGCAAAGAAGAACAUACUGUGUUCAAGAACAGAGGAACAAGAGGAUGAAUACCAGUACGUGAGGUUAGUGUUGGAUUAUGCGUUGAAGUUCCAAUGCUUAAACUCUGAAGCCAUCUUCAACUUGUUGGAGCUGGAACUGGAGUUCCCAAGUUACAGCCAGUUACAGCUACAGGUGGAACAGGAAACUACUGUUCCAUUUGGUUGGAGAGAUUGUUGGGAGAUCUCACUCAUGGCCAUGGAUUUACAAACAACAUGCUUGAAAGAGGUUAUUGGUGACAUUGAUGCGUUGGUUGAGGGGGAUAUAGUGCUGGGAAAUGUGCGGAGGUUGAUGAGGCACCCGGCGGUGGUCGAAGAGGAGGCCCAAGUGGUGGCCGAGGUGGAGAAAGACAUUGUUGAUGAGCUUGUCAAUGAGAUGGUGAUGAUGAUGAGUUGGGUUGGUUUCAAUGGCAUGGUGAGGGUUCGCCGGAGAUGGAUGACAAAUGAGACACUCUCAUUGAGGCAUAUUUAUGUCUAG